GGCGCCCGGUCGUGGAUGAGUUUUUAGGAGUACUUUUUAGAACCGGACAACCGAGGGGAACUAUAGGUGUUGUAGUAGGCCCCUCUGUUAGUAAUUUCGAGCGUGGUGCUUUUGAGGCUGCAAAGGAAGUUGAAGAAUCUGUAACCCUUCAAAUUUCUCAACUUACCUUAAAUUUCGACACAUUCGUUCAUUCUCUUAUCAUUAUGAUGAUGGAUAUACAGAUGUUUUAUAAGAAUAUGAGUGGUUUGCCUUGA
Dentiscutata heterogama is the source of this 254-nucleotide messenger RNA. The record is from the annotation of a GenBank genome assembly. Lineage: Eukaryota; Fungi; Glomeromycota; Glomeromycetes; Diversisporales; Gigasporaceae.